Molecule: messenger RNA, 1047 nt
Organism: Malurus melanocephalus (red-backed fairy wren)
Lineage: Eukaryota; Metazoa; Chordata; Aves; Passeriformes; Maluridae
Gene: EDN3
Product: endothelin 3
Exons: 5
Coding region: 446-952 (168 amino acids)
Biological process (GO): regulation of systemic arterial blood pressure by endothelin; vein smooth muscle contraction; intracellular calcium ion homeostasis
Cellular component (GO): extracellular region
Molecular function (GO): hormone activity; endothelin B receptor binding
Source: RefSeq, a predicted model, not a curated record
ACGAUGUGCUGUCCCAGCCCUGCUUUACCUGCCGGGGCAGCGGGGGCGGUGCGGGGCCGUGCCCGCCCCCGGCCCGAGCCCCGGGGGAGGCCGGCAGCUGUCGGCGGGUGGGAGGCGUCUGCAGCUGGAAAACAGCAGCUCCGGUUGCCGAUCGGAUUUGGGGGUGGGGUGGGAGGUGUGUGUGGGAAAAGCCAAGCGAUGGAUCUUCCCUUCUUUUGACAACACUCUCCCCUUCAGGACUAAGUCUGCACUGGAGGAAAAUAACUGCGAGGGAGAAGUGCUGAUCACACCUCCGUGUGGGAACUAACUCACUCCCGGGAGCAGCGUGUGCCGCCAGCCCCAGGAUAUUCCCUGCCUCCAACCUGAAGUGAUUCCUCCUGGAACGGUUCAGUCGCGCCUGCAGUUCACCUUUGCCUGCAGUUAACCGGCGUGCAAUUUGGGUUUAAUGGAGCUGGGUUUAUUGUUCCUCUUUGGACUUACGAUUACGUCGACUGCAGGGUCCGCGCUGCCCCGGCCCCGCUCCGCGCUGCCGGCGGCCGGCCCGGGACACCGCGAACGCGACGAGAGCGGAGCGGCGGCGGCCGCGGGCGGCAGGGCCAGGGCGGACGGCGGAGCGCUGAGGCACCGCGCCCGGCGCUGCACUUGCUACACCUACAAGGACAAGGAGUGCGUGUACUACUGCCACCUCGACAUCAUCUGGAUCAACACCCCCGAGAGGACUGUGCCAUAUGGACUGUCCAACUACAGAGGCAGCUUUAGAGGCAAGAGGUCUACAGGACAGAUUCAAAGUCCUUCCCAGCCCUCACCCCGAUGUUCCUGUUGGGAUGCUCAUGACAAGCAGUGYUUGCAGUUUUGCAGAAGAAUGCAGGACAGAAGGAGAAAUCAUGGAUCAAUGAAAAAGACAGAGGAGAAAGACCAAUGCAGGGAAGAGGAACACAAUUUCAUUCAGUAGCACAGAGUCUGGAGGAUUCUGAACAAUCAGCUUUACCAUUUCUUUGCUGGAGCUCAAAAAGAACUUAAACCACAACUCUCCCUUGAGAUGGACAA